Dictyostelium purpureum is the source of this 849-nucleotide messenger RNA. RefSeq lists its product as uncharacterized. NCBI's taxonomy places the organism in Eukaryota, Evosea, Eumycetozoa, Dictyosteliales, Dictyosteliaceae. The transcript has a single exon. The record is from RefSeq and is a predicted model, not a curated record. The coding region runs from base 1 to 849 and encodes 282 amino acids.
AUGUUUAAAUAUUUUUUAAUAAUAAUUAUUAUUAUAUAUUUAAAUAUUAUAUAUGGUUUUGAAAACUAUGAUAAUAAAAAACUAUUAUUUACAGAUAGGGAACAAGGUUAUGUUUAUAAUUUAAGACCACUUUCAAAUAAACCCACCCAAGUAAUGUUCAGUUACCCUGGCUCAAUAAAUAGAAAGAAUGUAAAUAUAUCUUUAAGCUGGUCAAUAGGUGAAGAAGGUAACAGCUAUUGUAGAGAUAAAAUGUUUAAUGAAACAAUAGCAUCUAUUUCAAACCCUGCAAUUUGCCUAAUUAAUAAUAAGGUUGGAAUGUUAGAAUAUGUUCAUAUGUUAAUUGCAAAACCUAAUGAUUUAAUUCUAGAACAUAAAAGAUAUGGUAUUGGUGUAGUUUCAAGGUAUAUUAAUAAUAAAAUGAUGUAUGGUUGUAAAACUUUUGAAAAUCAAGAUUUUUUAUUUGAAUUUGAAUGUAGCAAUACCAAAGAUGAAGAUAUAGAAUUUAAAGCAUGCAAAUUUUUAAAUUCAAAUAUAACAUGCCCCUCUCUUAUUUGUAAAUAUAAUUCUAAAUUUGCAUGCCCAAGGAUAAUUUAUCAACAAAUUGAAAGUAAUAGUUAUUAUGAAGAUGGAAUUUUAUAUACAGACAAAUCAUACAAGUUAAUAAACUAUGAAUUUGAAUAUCAACAAUUCAAUGUUACUACUGAUUUUAAUUUAAAAGAAUCAUCAAAAGGAAUUAAUGGUUUUAAUACAAUUGCUCCGGGACUAUAUAGUUUCGAAUUUAAUAAUGUAAUGACUUUUAAUUUUACAAUGGUAGGAGAUUCAAAACCAUCUUUUAAUUUUCAAUAUUAA